Messenger RNA from Acanthosepion pharaonis, 1032 nucleotides. The record is from the annotation of a GenBank genome assembly. Lineage: Eukaryota; Metazoa; Mollusca; Cephalopoda; Sepiida; Sepiidae.
AUGGUGGUUUAUGUACUAGCGUUGGUUGCGGCUCCUUUUGACGACUUUUCUCACUUUCAUUUUCUUUUACUGGUCUUUGGGGUCUUUCCUCUCUUUUUCUUUACAUAUAAGCGGCUCCUUUUGACGACUUUUCUCACUUUCAUUUUCUUUUACUGGUCUUUGGGGUCUUUCCUCUCUUUUUUCUUUACAUAUAAGCGGCUCCUUUUGACGACUUUUCUCACUUUCAUUUUUCUUUUACUGGUCUUGAAUUUCCCUUCAUGUCUUUCCUCUUUUCUCUUUUCAUAUAAGAGUCUGUUUUUGAGAAUUUUUCUCCCUUUCAUUUUCCUUUCGUCUGUGUCUGAUUUUGAGAACUUUUCUCACUUUCUUUUUCUUUUCUUCUGGCCUUGUAUUUCUCUUGAGUUUUUUCCCUCUCUUACUCUUUUCGUAAUAGGGUAUCUUUUUGAGAACUUUUCUCACUUUCUUUUUCUUUUCACCAGAUAUGUGUCUCUUUUUGAGAAUGUUUCUCACUUUCUUUUCCUUUUCAUCUCGUGUGAAUUUGCACUCCUUCUCUUUUCAUAUAAGUGUUUCUUUUUGAGCAUUUUUUCACUUUCUUAUUCUGUUCGUCUGACUUUAAUUUCCUUUGAGAUCUUUCCUCUCUUUCUAUUUUCAUAUCUUUCAUCUGCUCUUGACUCUCCUUUGACGUCUUUCCUCUCUUUCUCUUUUCAUAUAAGUGUCUUUUUUGAGAUCGUUCCUCUCUUUUUCCUUUCGUCUGAUCUAGGUGAUUGUGUAACGAAUCACUUGAAGCUGUCUUCUUUCACUUUUUUUCGUCUUGAUGCAACAGCAUUCAUCAUUUCUAUACUUUUCACAUAUGCAAAUCGAUAUCUUGUUGUCGCAUCUAUAGCUGAUCGUCCGUUCAGUUUGAAGAGGGACUUUUUCCGCAUGACCAAUGAUAAUGAACUGAUCGCCUUUAUAGUUGUCUGUCCGUUCCAUUCGAAGAUGGACUCACUUUCACAUAUCCAAAUACUUCUUUCGCAUACCCAAAUCUAUAGCUGA